Clunio marinus is the source of this 261-nucleotide messenger RNA. Lineage: Eukaryota; Metazoa; Arthropoda; Insecta; Diptera; Chironomidae. The record is from the annotation of a GenBank genome assembly.
AUGGCAGAGAAUAAAGCACCAGAGGGAAACGAAAACGACGCGAAACGGGCGAACAGUGGAAAAAAAUUUCACAAAAUUGCCGACACAAACGACGACAAGAGACACGCUUUGCCAUGGAAUUUAACAAUGUUGAGAAUAACAAAAGCAGCAAUAACAGAUCAUGGAGAAUUUCAUGCACUUUUCGGAUGCCUCAUGCCUCAUGCCAUACCAUUCACAUUAACGCUUUUUCAGCAAAAUGAAGCAGCACAGUGGCAACAGUAG